Messenger RNA from Pocillopora damicornis (cauliflower coral), 2021 nucleotides. RefSeq names its product monocarboxylate transporter 3. The record is from RefSeq and is a predicted model, not a curated record. Gene Ontology annotation, biological process: transmembrane transport. Gene Ontology annotation, molecular function: transmembrane transporter activity. Lineage: Eukaryota; Metazoa; Cnidaria; Anthozoa; Scleractinia; Pocilloporidae.
ACAGCUUGUUUGUUGGGUUCGGUAUCUGCUGUCUUAGUGUGUCAGGUCACUUGGUUGUUGCAAAAUAUUUCCAUGAAAGGAGGCCUUUUGCCACAAGGAUACUAAUGUCUUCCGGUGGACUGGGUCUGCGCUGGCACCGCUUACUCAAGCUUUGCUAGACAGUUUUGGUUUAGAAAACACUCUAAGAUUCCUUGGUGGAACUGUAUUUGUGAUCGGAAUAGCAGCGCUUGAGUAAGAUCCCAGUGUACGAGAAAAGGAAUCAAAUAAGGCAACAGCCAAACUGCAGGAAGAGAAAUCGUGCCGUUUUCAUUGUCUUUGCUUUUGCAAUUUUUUCGGAUCGCUUUGGGGAGUCCUUAGCUCAAACUCAUGUAGUGAAGUAUGCAGAAGAGCAAGGGCUCUCAGCUUGCAAAUCCUCAGGGUAGCUGAUGUUCUAUGGUUUAGCCUCGUGUAUUGCAAGAUUGUUAGCAGGUCCUGUAUGUAAUCUAACGCGAAUCAACCCUCGCUAUGUCUUUCAAGUGGGAAGCCUUAUUGCCGCGGUAUCUGUUGUUCUUCUUCCUUUGUCAAAUAGUCAAACUCGUUUCAUUUUAUGCAGUGUCUUUUUGGCAUUGGAAAUAGUUUAAUAUAAACUGCAAUGAAUAUUUUACUUUUAACUUGCGUGGAAGCAUAGAGGAGAGCCUCAGCCUUUGGCCUGGCGAACUUUUUGAGUUCUUUUUCCGUUCCUUCUCCACCUCUUUUGAUUGUCCUGUGGCUGGUCGUCUAUCAGAGAAAUUUAGCUGCCGCUUCGUCACCAUGCUUGGGGUGCUGUCUUCAACAGUUGGACUUGUUUUAGCAUCAUUUGCCAAAAGUGCCUUCGUCUACUAUUUGACUUACAGCUUGUUUGUUGGGUUCGGUAUCUGCUGUGUUCGUAUAUCAAAUUUCUUAAUUGUUUCAAAAUAUUUCUGCAAAAGGAAGCCAUUUGCUACAGGGAUACUAACAUCUGCUGCUGGAAUGGGUCUAUUUGUGUUUGCACCGCUAACCGAAAGUUUACUGGAUAGGUUCGGUUUAGAAAAAACUUUAAGAUUCCUGGGUGGAACUGUAUUUGUAACGGGGAUUCCAGCACUGGCAUAUGAUCCUAAUGUGCAGGAAAAUGAAUCAAAUAACGCAACGAUACAAUUGCAACAAGAGAAAUUCAAUGAAAGGACGCAAACAAAGCUGGUGGACUGUUCUGUCUGGCGAGUGCCGACGUUUACCGUCUUUGCAUUGACAUUUGCGUUAGAUCGCUUUGGACAGUCACCUACUCGAACUCACUUGGUGAAAUACGCAGAAGAACAAGGGCUCCCAGCAUACAGUUCGUCAAGGUUAUUGAUGUACUUUGGUUUAGCCUCGUGUAUUGCAAGACUGGUAGCAGGUUGUGUUUGUGAUCUAACGCGAGUCAACCCUCGCUAUGUUUUUCAAGUGGGCAGCCUUAUCACCGCGGUAUCUGUUAUUCUUCUUCCUUUGGCGAAUAAUCAAACUCGUUUCAUUUUAUGUAGUGUCUUUUUUGGCGUUGGAAAUGGUAUAACUUUAACUUCAAUGAAUGUCGUACUUUUGAACUGCGUGGAAGCAAAGAGGAGAGCCUCAGCUUUUGGCCUGGCGAACUUUUUGAGCUCUUUCUCCGUUCUUUCUUCUCCUCCUUUGAUUGGUUUCAUUGCUGACGAGUUUCAUUCUUACAAGCCUGCGUUUUAUUUGGUCGGCAGUGUUUUACUGGCCAAUACCGCUCUUCCACUUGUCAUCUUUUGCGUAAAAGUGAACCGACGCGAUGAAAGGGAACCUCAAACGCUGAUAAUGCCCGUGGAAAACCAUGGUCAAAUUCAGUACGUCUCUUCCUGUUAGAAAUACGUACAAAGUAAAUAAACUAAACCCCUUCACCACGAGCGACCUCGAAGGAAUUAUUAUUAUUAUUAUAUGGGUUCAUCUAUUAUUGGAAGAAUGAUUAUUGCAGUUUGUCAAAAAAUGUGCAACGGAUUAAAAUAAGAAAUUAAAAGAUUUUUAUUGUGAUAAAA